UUUUUGACGGGCAGAAGUAUUAGGGGGGAGUAAAAAGCUUGCGGUGCUCACCCAGGUGAAGGAUCUUACACCAACCCAGGCAGGGCCUGAUGGUUAUUUCAGCCUGAGGUUUCCACCGACCUUUUAGGGUUUGUUUGAUGCAGCUGCCUCUGGUUCCGGGAGGCUGAAAUGCUUCGCUCCAGGCGUUUUCUUCCUCUUCUUCACCUGCCCUCCUUCCCCAGUGUCAGCACGCCGCCGGUAAUGUAAAUACACGGUUACAUUACCGCCGCUGGCGCACGGGGAGGAGCGGACGCGGGAGGUUUUGACAGCCCAAUCCUUCAUGGUCUGAGCUGGGGAAGGCGAGGAAAAUGAGGUGCCUGCCACUCAGCCCGAAUGAGCCGCGUGGGGAAAGCGAGGCUGUCCCCGCCAGUACCCGUCAGGUCGGUUACAUUUGAGACAAAUCCUUUAUUUCAGCUUAAACGCUCGAUUUGGGUCAGCACCUCAGAAACCCAAUUCCGUAGCCCCUGAUAGUACAGCGCUUACCCUUAACAAGAGCCUAGAUGCGUUUUUUAAGGUACUUGCAGGCCAACUGGCCUCGGGGUGUUUUUGUAGGGUCCCGAACUUUUGGAAGGUCAGGGGCAAAUUUAUUCCCCGUGCCUGCUUUGCCUUCUGCCUGCGUCCUGCGUCGCUCGGCCGAACCAAGAGCUGCUGUCACGCCACUUCCCUCUUCUUCUUCCCCUUUCUCUCAGCACGUUAUUUCCGGCUGAAUCACCGAGUUCACGAUGUGAGCGGAUGGUUGGCAUCCCUGGAAGAGCCCGAAUGAUUUCUUCUCCCCACCUUUUAGCGCCGGAAGCCUCAGCAAAGGGGAAAGAAAAGAAGCCCUGAGGGACAACGACUUUUUUGCUCUUCUUUCUGCCCAGCUUCGUAAGGAAAGGCCAGGAGCUGAUGGUACGAAACCACAACCUGCUCACCCGUUUUAACUGCUUUUUGCUCGUGAAUUAUGCAAUUUUCCAGUCUCCUCACCCGGUGUUUUACGUGGCAGGCCUCUGAACCUAGGAAUUACGCACGAGCAAGGUCUGAAGGCCCCUCGCGUGCUGCCGAGCCGCACGCAGCUUUUAUUGCAACGCGGAAUUUCAACGUUAUUUCGAACUUCAGCCAUUUAAACCUGCUUGGGUGCUGCCGUGGCCCCAGCCCGGUCUCCGCACGUGUUCCAGCACGGUUUGUGCAGACCGACUCAAAAAGCCGCGGUCGGUUACCCCACCAAAGGCAACAGGCGGAAGAAACGAUCCCAGGCUGAAACCUUCUCUGCGGACUCAUCGGACGAGGCUGUGGUCAGCGCUGGAUGGCAGGUUCCCAGAUUAAGACUUUUACAUCGUUGAGGUUCGUAACUGAGCCUUCUGAUGCUGUCACCAUGCGUGGAAGCAACGUGCUGUUGAACUGCGGGGCAGAAUCUGACCGAGGAGCUCCGGUGAUCAAGUGGAAGAAAGAUGCGGUCUUCUUGAACCUGGCGGUAGACGAAAGGAGGCAGCAGCUGGCCAACGGAUCGCUCUUGAUACAAAACAUAGUCCACUCCAGGCACCACAAGCCGGACGAAGGGCUCUAUCAGUGUGAAGCAUCUCUAGAAGGCAUUGGAGCUAUCAUCAGUCGGACAGCGAAGGUCAUGGUAGCAGGACCGCUGAGGUUUCUUUCCCAGACAGAAUCCGUCAUGGCUUUUGCAGGAGACACGAUCCUGCUCAAGUGCGAAGUCGUUGGGGAGCCCAUGCCCGUGGUGCACUGGCAGCGAAACCAGGAGGAUUUAUUCCUGAGCCCAGCCGACGCACGGGUGGCUGUCUUGCCCUCUGGAGCUUUACAGAUCAGCAGGAUUCAGCCUGGGGACAGUGGGAUCUACAGGUGCCUGGCGAAAAACCCAGCCAGUUCAAGGACCGGGAAUGAUGCAGAAGUCAGAGUGUUGUCAGAUCCAGGUCUGCACAGGCAACAAUUUUUCCUGCAGCGCCCGUCCAACGUGGUGGCCAUGGAAGGGAAGGAUGCUGUUUUGGAGUGCUGCGUCUCUGGGUACCCCCCUCCCACCUUCACGUGGCUGCGAGGAGAGGAAGUGCUCCCCAUCAGGUCCAAAAAGUAUUCAUUACUGGCUGGCAGUAACUUACUCAUAUCAAACGUGACCGAUGAUGAUUCAGGGACAUACACGUGCGUCGUCACCUACAAAAACGAGAACAGCAGCGGCUCGGCAGAACUGUCAGUGAUGGUUCCACCAUGGUUUUCAGUUCGCCCUGCGAAUCUUUACGCCUACGAGAGCAUGGACAUCGAGUUUGAAUGCGCCGUGUCUGGCAAGCCCGUCCCUACGGUGGAGUGGAUCAAGAAUGGAGAAGUGGUCAUUCCUAGCGACUAUUUUCAGAUAGUGGGUGGCAGCAACUUGCGGAUUCUGGGCUUGGUAAAGUCAGAUGAAGGAUUUUAUCAGUGUGUAGCUGAAAAUGAAGCUGGAAACGCACAGGCCAGUGCACAGCUAAUCAUCCCAGAGCCUGCUGUCCCAAGCUCCAGUGUCCUCCCCUCUGCCCCCCGAGAUGUGGUCCCUGUCUUGGUCUCCAGCCGAUUUGUCCGUCUCAGCUGGCGCCCGCCCGCAGAAGCCCGAGGCAGCAUCCAGGCGUACACGGUCUUCUUCUCCAGGGAAGGCAUCAACAGGGAACGGGCAGUCAACACGUCGCAGUCCGGGACUCUCCAGCUCACCGUGGGCAACCUGCGACCGGAGGAGACCUACACCUUCCGUGUGGUGGCCUUCAACGAGUGGGGACCCGGCGAGAGCUCACAGCCCGUCAAGGUGGCCACGCAGCCCGAGUUGCAAGUGCCAGGGCCGGUGGAAAACCUGCGGGCUGUGUCCACUUCACCUACCUCCAUCCUCGUGUCCUGGGAUCCCCCUGCCUACGCCAACGGUCCCGUGCAAGGCUACAGGCUCUUCUGUACGGAGACGGCGACGGGAAGGGAGCAGAACGUGGAGGUGGAGGGGCUCUCCUACCGGCUCGAGGGGCUGAAGAAGUUCACCGAGUACACCCUGCGCUUCCUGGCCUACAACCGCUACGGCCCCGGCGUCUCCACCGAAGAUGUCACCGUCACCACGCUUUCGGAUGUGCCCAGCGCGAUGCCCCAGAACGUCUCCUUGGAAGUGGUCAACUCCAGGAGUAUCAAAGUUAGCUGGUUGCCUCCACCACCAGGCACUCAAAAUGGAUUUAUUACGGGCUAUAAAAUCCGACACAGAAAGACUACCCGCAGGGGUGAGAUUGAAACACUGGAGCCAAACAACCUCUGGUACUUGUUCACAGGACUGGAGAAAGGAAGCCAGUACAGUUUCCAGGUGGCUGCCAUGACAGUGAACGGGACCGGGCCGCCCUCGGACUGGUACACGGCAGAAACGCCCGAGAAUGAUCUCGAUGAAUCUCAGGUUCCUGACCAGCCAAGCUCUCUCCAUGUCAGACCCUUGACCACGAGCAUCGUCAUGAGCUGGACUCCGCCGCUCAACCCGAACAUUGUCGUCCGCGGGUACAUCAUCGGCUACGGCGUGGGCAGCCCAUACGCGGAGACCGUGCGGGUGGACAAUAAACAGCGUUACUAUUCCAUUGAAAAUUUGGAGCCGAGCUCCCACUACGUGAUUUCCUUGAAGGCCUUUAACAACGCCGGCGAAGGAGUGCCUCUGUACGAAAGUGCCACCACCAGGUCGAUGACAGACCCCAUCGAUCCAUUAGAAGUUGAUUUUUAUCCUUUGCUUGAUGAUUUCCCUACGUCAGUCCCAGAUAUCUCCACCCCCAUGCUCCCACCAGUAGGUGUGCAGGCUGUUGCACUGACCCAUGACGCGGUGAGGGUCAUCUGGGCAGACAACUCUGUCCCGAAGAACCAAAAGACGACAGAGGUUCGCUUCUACACAGUCCGAUGGAGAACCAGCUAUUCUACAAAUGCUAAAUACAAGUCAGCAGAUACGACAGCCCUGAGUCACACUGUCAUCGGCCUGAAGCCUAACACCAUGUACGAGUUCUCUGUCAUGGUCACCAAAGGGCGGCGGUCCAGCACCUGGAGCAUGACUGCCCACGCCACCACCUAUGAAGCAGCUCCAACCUCUGCACCCAAGGACUUGACAGUCAUUACACGGGAAGGGAAGCCCCGAGCCGUCAUUGUCAGCUGGCAGCCACCAUUAGAAGCCAAUGGGAAAAUUACCGCUUACAUCCUCUUCUAUACUCUGGACAAGAACGCUCCCAUUGACGACUGGAUUAUGGAGUCCAUCAGCGGUGACCGGCUCACCCACCAGAUCAUGGAUCUCAGCCUGGACACCGUCUACUACUUCCGAAUCCAAGCCCGCAACGCCAAGGGGGUGGGGCCUCUCUCUGAUCCUGUUUUCUUCCGGACGCUGAAAGUUGAGCACCCCGACAAAAUGGCCAAUGACCAAGGUCGUCAUGGCGAUGGCUCCUACUGGUCGGUGGACACCAACCUGAUUGACAGAAGCAGCCUGAACGAGCCCCCCAUCGGGCAGAUGCACCCUCCCCAUGGCAGCGUCACGCCCCAGAAGAACAGCAACCUCCUCGUCAUCAUCGUCGUCACCGUCGGCGUCAUCACCGUGGUGGUGGUGGUGGUGGUGGCCGUCAUCUGCACCAGGCGCUCCUCGGCACAGCAGAGAAAGAAACGUGCGACCCACAGCGCCAGCAAAAGGAAGGGCAGCCAGAAGGACCUGAGGCCCCCGGAUCUGUGGAUCCACCACGAGGAGAUGGAAAUGAAGAACAUGGAGAAGCCGACGGGCUCCGACCCCGCAGGCAGGGACUCGCCCAUGCAGAGCUGCCAGGACAUCACCCCCGUCAGCCACAGCCAGUCCGAAACGCAGCUGGGCAGCAAGAGCACCCCACAGCCUGCUGCUGAGACAGAAGAUGUUGGCAGCAGCAUGUCCACCUUAGAGCGCUCGCUCGCCGCCCGCAGAGCCACCCGUGCCAAGCUCAUGAUCCCGAUGGAUUCCCAACCCACCAACCCUCCUGUGGUCAGUGCCAUCCCGGUGCCCACCCUGGAAAGCGCCCAGUACCCCGGGAUCCUGCCGUCCCCCACCUGCGGAUACCCGCACCCCCAGUUCACCCUGCGGCCGGUGCCAUUCCCCACCCUCGCUGUGGACAGGACCUUUGGAGCAGGAAGAACUGUAAACGAAGGACCAGCCCCGCAGCAACCCUCCUUGCUACCACCGACGCAGCCUGAGCACUCCAGCAACGAGGACGCCCCGAGCAGGACCAUCCCCACCGCCUGCGUCCGCCCCACGCACCCGCUCCGCAGCUUCGCCAACCCCUUGCUACCUCCGCCCAUGAGUGCAAUAGAACCGAAAGUCCCUUACACGCCACUUCUGUCUCAAACAGGGCCUAACCUUCCCAAGGCUCAGGUUAAAACAGCAUCCCUCGGCUUGGCAGGAAAAGCAAGGUCACCCCUGCUGCCCGUCUCGGUGCCCACGGCCCCGGAGGUCUCGGAGGAGGGCCACAAGCAGACGGAAGACUCCUCUAACGUUUAUGAACAGGACGAUCUGAGCGAACAGAUGGCCAGUUUGGAGGGGCUAAUGAAGCAGCUCAACGCUAUCACAGGCUCAGCCUUCUAGGAGCUGGUGACGGAUAGAUAACGAUCCAGGAGCACUGCAGCAUACCAGGAUUUCACGCACACCACCCGCCUACAUGACCCCAUAAAGUCGUCUCGUUCCCGGUACCACUCCUUCAGCGCAAGGAAGGUUCCUGCAAAGUCCUUGGAGGAAAGAUAAAAAGAAGAAGAAAAAGAAAAAAAAGGAUAGUAAUGGAAACGUUACGGAACUGUAGAUCUGGCAUCCUGAAGUGAUGAAAGCGUGGCAAGACGAACGACGCCAUCGCCGCAGAGUCGCAGCUGAUGCCGCUGGAUCGCUCGUUUUGAUCUCCUAGUCUUCGUAGAGCUCAAGUUGUCCUGACUAACUCAUGUUUUACUCCGUAGAGGUCUGUAGCUUUUCGUAUAGCUCUAGUCUUACCUCACGCAAGUCUGGUUUUAAGCAUAGGCCAUGCCGUUAAGCAGACAGCGUCGUAGGUCAGUCUUUUGUUUUUCUACGUAAUUACUGACUACAGAAACACCCGUAGCAAAUAACCACGCCAAAAUGUUGGAGCUUUUCCCAACAGCACAAACGAGAAGACAAAAUACUCAUUUAUUUUGUCGCUGCGGCCCCUCAUCUCGCACGAGUGCCGGGUAUUAGCGAGUUGCUGUAAAAAUGCAGCCAUUUUAGCAAGCCUUUGGAAACUGACCGAGGAAUUAGGAGGGUUUCUCCAAAACCACCUUUCCUGGUUGAGAUGGGCUCCAGGAGAAAAGCAAGCGAGGAGCGGUGAGCAGCAGGACACGGGGAAGUCUUCGGUGAUCCCCUCUCCCUCUGGUCCCGGUGCUUUGGCUGUUUAUUGACAACUGGCUGAAUCGAGUAAAUUUUGUGUGCACACAUUUUAUUGCUAAAUUUUCAGCUGCAUUCAGAGCUAAUCCCUGUUUAUGCAGCUGAAUCACCAAAAGGGAACUGAUUUGCAUAUUUAUCAGUUAGGAGGCUGCAAAACCCAAUAAGAGAGUUUCAGAUGAAUUAUUCCAUUCAGCUCUGCCUUUGAUUUCAAGCUUGAGUGGGUCAUAAUUUUAAAAGAGCAUGGAAAGGAUAGGAUCUUUACAACCUAAUAGCUCCUUUUAUUAGGUGGGUAAUUAAAUGUGAAUCUCCGAAUAAAAUAUUUUGAGUAAAAUGGCACUGCAACAGAAGUAAUAAUUCAGAUUAUUUUCUACAGCCCCGUGCUGUAAAGGAAAAUCAGAUGUCAAGGAGGAAUUCGAAUGCUUCAUUAGGAACUCCAGUGUGUUUGUGAAAACGCUCCUUAAAAAUGCCUUGUUAUUCAAUUUGCUAAGAUCUUAAUGAAAUAUUUCUGGAGAGUAAGGAAAUCCUGUGUGUACGGGCAGCUGAGCUUUCCAGCUCCGAGAUUCGUUGCCAAAAGACUCUAGUGAAAAUAAACUGCACAAAUCUUCCGUGCGGAAAACCCUGCUCAGCUGUGAGGACCUAUGAAAUCACUACCUCCAUUUUCACUCAGAGAAAGAGGGCUUAAUGCAGCUUUUGAGUAGCUCCCCUUCGAUAUUUGCAGAGAUUGACAUUGUUUGAAGUGGGAACGUAAGGUCGGAUCUGACUCUCCCUGAUCCUUUAGAAAAUACCUGUUACCCUGGGUUUGCAGCGGGCUAUCUGGGAACGAAAACUGCUCCAGGACUUAAAUCAUAGGACAUUAAUCCAGAAGCAAGUGUCUAACCAUCCAAAACUGCCUGAUGAGCCGCCAUCGGGUUCGCAAAUCGGGUUUGGUUUGGUUUGGACACAACCGUUGGGGUGUCCAGGCGCUUUCUCUGAACGUUUUGGUAUUGAUCUUCCUUUCCAUUUAGUUCAGGCAUCAGCACCAAAGCCCCUCAAAGUCUGCAGGUUGAUCUGGCACUGCUGACGGUUCGAAGCAUAUCUAUUUCCAGACUUGGCCCAUUUAAAUCAAUAAGCUCCGCGCCGAAAGGGGUCUUCGUGUGCGCCGUCUCUGGGAAGGGACAACCCGAUCAGCUCAGCCCGAGCAAGGCCCAACAACUCCCCUUCCCCCUUUUUUAAUAAAUGAGCAAGAAAUUUCAAUUUACGUUCAGCAUAUCUCAGUAAAACUAAAUUAUCCCAUAUAAGAACAUCAACUUUCUGAAAUUGUGUGUUUUUCUUUUCCCAAAUCCCAGAAGGUUGGGCACAGCUGGCUGCCUUCCUUCUGUUCCUUUUGCCUGUUGUAGCGGGGCCCUUGACCUCCUCUGAGCUACGUGACCCUAAAGUUGGGCGUAGUUAUCCCAAGGAGCCUCGGAGAUGGUGCCAACCAUCUUUUGAAGAUGAUUUUUAGGAUGAUUUUAAUAAGAUCCCUAAGGGCUGAAAAGCUAAUUAGCAAACAACUCAUCCUAUACGUGAACUGCGUUACUUGCAAACCCCAAAUGAGUGUUUUAGCACAAAACUCUUACAUUAUAGUUUGCUGAUGCUCUAUUUAUUUGCAGUGAGCUCGGCUUUGGAUUUCGACACGUUCCUCAGCUGUCAGAAUCCUUACAGCCCGUGACUGUCUCAGCCGUGGCCACUCCCGGAGCAAUGCAAUGAGAAAUCUGGCAAGGCAUGACAGGCUCGUGAAGCUCAACGGGAGCAGGGGAGAUCAUUAGCUAAUCAGUGCGAUGGGGCUGCCGUGAACAGG
Cygnus olor (mute swan) is the source of this 8195-nucleotide messenger RNA. It is a transcript of the gene DCC, whose product is annotated as DCC netrin 1 receptor. The coding region runs from base 1322 to 5581 and encodes 1419 amino acids. Gene Ontology annotation, molecular function: protein binding. NCBI's taxonomy places the organism in Eukaryota, Metazoa, Chordata, Aves, Anseriformes, Anatidae. Gene Ontology annotation, cellular component: membrane. Gene Ontology annotation, biological process: cell-cell adhesion. The record is from RefSeq and is a predicted model, not a curated record. The transcript has 30 exons.